AGAAUAUCAGGUUUGUGUUUCAGAAAUAGGCCUAGCGACUGACCGAAGCUUCGAUGUUGGAAAACAAGGCCUUCCAGGACUGCAACAGGAUGAAUUUUUAAAUUCAAGUGCUCAAUCAAAGGCUUGGGGUUUGGUAGACUCAGUUGAUAAUUCAGAAGCCAUUAGGAGAGAACAAUGUGAAACUGAGGGGAAACUUGAUUUUUUUAAUUCUAAAUGUGCUGACCUAUGCAUGGAUUCUAUUAAAACUUCAGAUGUUGAUGAUGAAGUUGGUUCUUCCAAAGAAGAAAGUAGAAAAUUUACUGAUCCCCAAAGCCAAAAUGUGGAUUCCACAGAAGAGAAUGCUUUGGAAGAUUCUGUAAGUGUGAAAAACGGUGAUAGUAGUAAUGAAUUUGUGACUUGCAAUGAAACCAAUGAGGAUGAUUUUGGUGACUUUGGCACAGCCAGUGGCACAACUCCCCCUUUUGUUACUGGCACUCAAGAUUCAAUGAGUGACGUCACGUUCGAAGAGUCUUCAGAGCACUUUCCACAUUUUAGUGAACCAAGUGAUGGCUUUGGAGAAUUUGGGGAUAUGAAUG
Molecule: messenger RNA, 575 nt
Organism: Tupaia belangeri chinensis (Chinese tree shrew)
Lineage: Eukaryota; Metazoa; Chordata; Mammalia; Scandentia; Tupaiidae
Product: aftiphilin-like
Biological process (GO): intracellular transport
Cellular component (GO): AP-1 adaptor complex; trans-Golgi network membrane
Molecular function (GO): clathrin binding
Source: RefSeq, a predicted model, not a curated record